This is a messenger RNA of Prinia subflava (tawny-flanked prinia), 4389 nucleotides long. RefSeq names its product potassium channel tetramerization domain containing 18 (gene KCTD18). The record is from RefSeq and is a predicted model, not a curated record. Lineage: Eukaryota; Metazoa; Chordata; Aves; Passeriformes; Cisticolidae. Gene Ontology annotation, biological process: protein homooligomerization.
UAUUGCUUAGGUCUUGUAUAGGAUAUGUUAAGUCUGUAGCUGGCAUUCGUUUGACUUCUAUUUGUACCUGGUUUAGGUUUGUAUCUGUUUUAGCUCGUAAUGAACAUCAUCAUUGGCAAAUGCAAUGGAAGAGGGCAAGGUUGAAGAUGUCUGGGAUAUUCUACAGCUGAAUGUUCGAGGCUGUUCGCACACAGAGGAGUCUCUGUGCCGCUUUAUGGAUUCCAUGCUGGCUUCCAUGUUCAGUGGCCGCUUUCCUCUGAGAGUGGAUGAAUCAGGAGCACGUUUAAUUGAUCGAGAUGGAAACCUGUUUAAAUAUUUUCUGGAUUAUCUUCAUGGAGAAAUUCGGAUUCCUGGAGAUGAACAAGUUUGAACUGCACUGCAGGAGGAAGCAGAUUAUUUUGGAAUCCCUGAUCCAUACAGUCUGUCUGAUCAUUUGGCCAGUGAAAUGGAGACAUACUCUUCAAGGUCCAAUAUAGACCUUAAAAAGGCUUUGUUGGAUUUCUGUGAUUCUUACCAUUUGGUUUGUAACAAGCCUACAGUUUGGGUCCUGCACUAUCUCAACAUUUCUGGAGCAAGCUGUGAGAGUAAAAUUAUUGGUGUUUAUGCCACAAGAGCUGAUGGGACUGAUGCAAUUAAAAAGGAGCUAGGAAUGAAAAUUCAUAAUAAAAGCAUUAUUUCUAGAGAGGCUGGAGAUAACAUCCAAUACAUCUGGAGCUAUUACUCAGCAGCUGAGCUGAAAAAGAUGAUGGAUACUUUUGAUGCCUGGGAAGGGAGAGGUAAUUAUUGCUCAGGAGUGCCUCAGGAGCUGACUGAAUGCUGGACUCUGAAAGAACGCCCUCUGAGAGGCAGUUUGCCUCACAUGCCUCCAAUUUAUAAAAGUGAAAGUCUUCUGAAAGAAGCUUCUGAAACCAGAUGUGCAAGAUGCACAGCAGUGCCCAGCGAGUCCCAGCCCUGUGCAAGGCAGCAGACACGGAGCCAAGUGCCAUUCCAAGCUGCAGGGAAUAAGCCUGAGAACAAAGGCACAGUGGAGCUGAGAAGGACUCUGCUGCUUCUUGUGACACCAUCUCAGCCACCUUCGCCUGCAUCCAGUGAAACAAGGGACAGUGCUGCUGUUGAAACUCCUACUACUUCUACAGUACGAAAUAAGAAAGAACCAGCUGUAUCAGCAGAAAGUAUUAUACUUAAGAAUGAUAAAGUGGAUGGAUAAUGUUUGAUAGACUGGACAUCUCUGCAUUAUAUGGUUGAAGAAGAGAUCAUUACCUCAUGUGAUCCUUUAUUUAAAGAUUAGGUAGAAAAUUGUGAUGAAAAAGGUAAUGAAAAGGAAGAAAUGGUUUUAAGUUAGCAUUGGAUUGUGUUUUCUGCUUUAUUUCUAGGUAUUUUUUAGAUGUUGGGAAGGGAGGAAGAAAAAUGGAUUAGAAAGAAUUGCUCAAGCACAUGCAGUUUAACAUUCCAGUCAACUUUAACCUGAAUUUACUUUAACCAGUCAACAGUGAACCUCAAUUUGUACCUUUAAAGGAGGGGGGAAUAAAUAAAAAUAAGUAGCUUUUAUUAGAUACAAGGUCGCCACAAGUGUACAACAUAUGCUUGCUGCAGAGACACUGGAAGUUGAAUGCACUUACUGGCACUUCUAGUGAGGGUAAAUGACCAUUUUUGCUCUUACUAGCAAUGCAAGGGAUGACCUGUGCCUGGCAGAGAGGGAAGUUUCAGAAAUACAAGGAGGGAAGAAUUGUGCUGUGUGAGUAACAAGGCUGCUCUCUCUGGAGAGACACACAGACACACACAGCACCGUGCUGUGAUCUGCCCCUGGGGCCAGGCUGGUGCAGCUGUGGCAUUUUGUGUCACACUGCUGGGGGUGGCUUUUCUGCGGCUGCAGGGCCUGAGUUACACCUUCCAUGUACUUCUGCAGGUCCUUUUGGAUCAGGAGGGCACAACCUCAACUUGUAUGCAGCAAAGCACAGAACUUGAGGUUGAAGUGCCAAGGUUUGAAGAAAGCCUCCUUCCCCCACCCCGUGGAGACUGGAGGAGACAUUCCUGAUGUUGAGUAAUGACACUGAAACAAAGAGCUGCUGUAUAUUUCUACCAGCAGAGGAAAGGCAAGUUUGGAUGGCUGAUUUUCAAGAGCCCUUUUAGUUGUUUAAAUCAGUGAACAAAACCUGGCUUUGUUUUGUACCCUUGCUUAGAGUCGGGUGCUGGGUUUUUUUGCGGUUUUUACGACUACUUUUGCUUCUCCAGCACAGUAAAUACAGCUGUCUCUGGACACUGAGAACAUUGCCAAAAAGCAAGUUCUUGAAAUUCCUGAGACUAUUAGAAUUACAGAAGGGUUCUUUAAAUGUUUUACUUGCUAGAUCAUUUAAACCAUCACAUUUUCAGGCUUUUCUCCCAACCAUAAGGACUUGAAACAUAAUUCGCACAAAUAAAAAACCCCAAAUUUUUAUGUAUUAACAUUUUUAACAAGACAUAUUGCCAUGAACAGUGAUCACUAUAAAGGUCUAGAGCACUAUAAUUUUCUGCUAUUGGUGUGUAUACGGAAGACCAGCUGACCUUUAGAGUAUUUAAGCUAUUUUUUUUCUUUAAAAAUAAAUCUGAAGAUCAACAAUCCCAAGACUCUUCCUAUCUCAAUAAAAAUUUUCACUGAAAAAGGACAAAGCAGAAAUUAUGGAAUAAUACUAACAUAAUGCACUCCAGUAUUCUUUGAACAUGAGACUAAGUUUGUGAAAUUUGUUUUUCAUAAUAUGACUGAAAAGCAAUUUUUAAUACUUAUCUUCUGCGUGAGUUCUACUUCACUGUUUAUUCAUCAGCUGAACACUUUACCAUGCAUCUUAAAAUCUUUUUACAAGGCUCUCUAAAGCUGAUUUCUUUCAGCUUUUGAAUUUAGAAAGCUUCUAUAAACACUGAAUCAGGGAGAACAAUUUAGGUGAGAAAAAACAUACAAGAAGAAGGUUUGAGAAUACUCCUACAGGACUUUAUGAGUUGUACUAUCUCAGUGUUUACUUCAUUAUUUUGGUAGCUCAUUUUUCAAGUAACAUUUGUGUCAUUUGCAUUACAGCAGCAUUCAUGAGUCUUCUCUUUGUCCUGGACAUACGAGCUUGUGGUUAAAAGAAUAAAAACCAACCCCCUUGAAUUUCAGUAGAUGAAAUAACAAAGUGGCUGUGGUGAACAAGGUAAAGAAAGGAGGACUUCAUUUUAUUUAUUUUCAAUUGGAUGGGGUGCAAACACAGCCUUUCAGCUUAUCUAAGCAGGCACUUCCAGCUUGAUUUUUACAUCAUAGAAUCUUGUUCAGUUUCUAUUAACUGCUAAGAGUGAUAUUGAACUGUUUUAUGAUAGAUGGGUAGCACUAACCUUCAUGGGGACUGGAACUAGAUGCACUGUCAAGUGGUGUGAGAAUGGUUUACUUUGAAUCUUUGUAAAAUUAUAAAUCAUUAUAGCAGAGAUCAUGCUAAAAACAAACAAACAAACAUUCAGCAAGUUAUUCCAAUUCCAGAAUCAUUGGGUUUUCUUUAAAGGAAAGAUUUUCAAGCACAUUAAGUACUGAGUUUAUCUUUUUUUUCCCCAAACAUGGUUAACUAAUAUAAGUUUUCCAAAGAGCUUGACUGCAUUAAGUUACCUCUGCUGUUUAGUUUUCCAGCUGUGUAUGUGGAUCUUUAUUUUGCUGGGUUCUGCCCUUACUCUCAAUUUAAUCUUACACAAAAGAUAGAUUCAACCUGCUUUAAAACACUGCCUCUUUAAGAUGUGUUUCUACUCCUGGCGGAGCACAAGUGCAGCGGGAAUUCCAUGUUUGUGUCUGAGUGAGGCCGAACAGCUCUAUUUACUUUGCUAAUUGAGGGGACUUUUAUAAAAGAGGACUGGCCUGGAAGGGAAGCCUUGCCCUGCCAUAAAUUCCCUCACUGCCCCUCUACAAGUCCCUUAAAAGGAGAAUUGCAGAUAGUUGUCUCUGUAAUGACAAGAUAAAAACAGAGUUCUGUUGAAGAUGGGCCCAAGAACAUUUGGCUACUUGUAACUACCAUGAAGAGUUAAACACUCCUAGAAAUCGGCAGAUAUAAUUCCAAGCAUAGAGACACUCAUGAAAGAUGAAGAUUCUGCCAGUUUCAGAGCACAGCCACAUAAUGUGGUUAAAAUGUGCAUUGGAAUAACCUUCCCAAACCAGCACAGAUACUAGACAAAACUUGGUGUGCUAGAACUGCAGCAUUCCCACAACCAGCCCUCUCCUCAGCCUAACCAAACCCAUGCAAAGCUCUUUAACAAAGAAUAUGUCUUAGCAUCACCAGAGAAAAGAGAAAUGCCAUUUCUCACCUGUUAUUCCUGGAUCUGUCACAUACUGAGCCUCCAAUACAUCAAAGCUUGGCUGGUACUGAAGAGCACAAGGGGGUCCUGUUGUGCUAAGUUACAAAU